AUGGGACACUUUGCCCCGGCGUAUCAACAGGCGAGCAAUGAUGCAUGGUUGAACGAAAUGGUGGGAGAUAUCGCCUCAAGGGCUUCACCACAUCGGAGUUCGUCGAUGGGGGAGAGGAGUGCUUCUCUCCGAAGCUGGCAUACAGCUCAGAGCUUUGCUCGUGGUACUAGUGAAGGAGACGGUGACUGUGCGGCAUCGAAAACGGCGAAGAACUAUGAUAGAUUUCAUCAUGGCGUCAAUGGACUACUGCUCGAGAGUUCAGAUCUGCCUCUUGAUUCACCUACUGGACGUACAACAGGCAUCGCGGAUGAAGACUUUGUGGGGUCUUUGAAAUCGCCUACAAAGAAGCCGGCAGUUCCAAGCAAGUUAUCGAAAAUUAGUCCAAGCAUUCCGAUACACUCGGGGCGGUCCCCGACCCCAACACUGCGAUAUCAACGAAAGCCCGAUCUGAGGAGUAGUGCCAAUGAUAACCAGCAUCUACCCCAACUCGAGAGACGAUUAUCAGAUGUUCCGGAGUUCACUGGGUUUGACUCCCAUCCCGCCGUAAGACCUCUCGAAAGCAGGGUGGCACUUGGAGAGGCAGCUGGUCCGACCAUGGAGGACGAUUCGGCGCAGUACCCUGGAAUGCCAACAUUAAUCCCUAUAGUUAUAGGAAUCUGUCUCUCCGUGUUCAUUAUUUCACUUGACAGAAACAUCAUCACGACGGCGAUUCCUGAUAUUACCGCUGAUUUUCAUUCAUACGAUUCCAUCGGUUGGUAUGGUAGCGCAUAUCUCAUGACUGCCUCGGCAUUCCAACCAUUAUACGGGAGGAUUUACAUGUCAUUUGCAACCAAAUCGACUUUCUUGGUUGCGUUGGCCAUCUUCCAAGUGGGUAGUAUUAUUGUGGCAGCAUGUCCAUCAUCAGAUGUACUCAUUGUUGGACGAGCCAUACAAGGCGUCGGAAGUGCUGGAUUACUGACUGGUGCGUUCGUUGUGGCAACUCAUGCAGUUAGAAUUGAACAACGGCCCGUGCUUUUCGCUCUUGUGGGUAUCCUGUACGGAGUUGGAGCGUUGUGUGGCCCUUUACUUGGAGGUGCAUUGACAGACACGAUUGGAUGGCGAUGGUGCUUCUGGAUCAACCUGCCUAUCGGUGCUCUCACAUUCUUGGCUGUUCUGAUGUGCUUCAAACCCAAGAAUGUAGGAAAACGUCCUUCUUUUCUUCGCAGGCUCGUUACGCUCGACUGGUUCGGCAAUUUAAUUCUACUUGGAGCAAUGGCAAUGCUUUUCCUGGCACUUCAAUUUUCGGAGGAACGAUAUUCGUGGUCUAGUGCACGAUCCAUAGGAUUACUUUGUGGAUUCGGAGCUACAACUUUGAUAUUUGCGGCUUGGCUCAAGUAUCGUGGAGAAUCUGCUCUCAUACCCCCAAGGAUCAUCAAACAACGCACCGUGGCUGCAAGCUGUGGCGCAGCAUUUCUGAUCUAUGGAGCCCUUCUCAUACACUCAUACUACCUUCCUGUGUGGUUCCAGGCUGUCAAAGGCACAUCUGCUGUAACAUCUGGGGUUAAUAUGGUGCCAUAUAUGGCAGCCAACGCCCUGUUCUCGUUGAUAGCAGGGGUCUUUGUGUCUAAGAACGGACUCUUUGCACCUCCUUCGAUCAUCGGUUGCGCCAUUGGAACGAUUGGUUCCGGCCUGUUAGCCACGAUUGACGAAUCAGUGCCUACGGCACGAUGGGUCGGAUUUCAGAUCCUCACAUCAGUUGGUCUCGGCAUGGCAAUUCAGCAAGGUUUUAGUGCAGUUCAAGCGAUGUUACCAUUGGAGGAAGUUCCCAUUGGCACAGCAGCCGUUGUUGCUUCUCAAUCUCUAGGCGGGGCCAUAUUUGUGUCGGUCGGUAACACUUUACUUCAGAAUCAUCUUCUGAAUCAGAACAAUGAGGGUGCUAUUCCGGGAGUCAACAUUCGUGUUGUCUUCGAGCUCGGAGCAACCCAAUUCAGAGACGUUGUUCCACCAGAAUCUCUGCCCGCCCUGAUCGCGCUAUAUAAUGACGCUUUGCGCGGGGUGUUUAUCGCAGCGGUCCCUCUGUGUGGAAGCGCAUUCUUGUGUAGCUUGUUGAUGGAAUGGAGAAGUAUGAGACGGCAAGAGGAAGUAGGGGGAAAGAAUGAUGGGAAGGAAGAGGCAUAA
Messenger RNA from Exophiala bonariae, 2157 nucleotides. RefSeq lists its product as uncharacterized. Lineage: Eukaryota; Fungi; Ascomycota; Eurotiomycetes; Chaetothyriales; Herpotrichiellaceae. The transcript has 3 exons. Gene Ontology annotation, molecular function: transmembrane transporter activity. Gene Ontology annotation, cellular component: plasma membrane. Gene Ontology annotation, biological process: transmembrane transport. The record is from RefSeq and is a predicted model, not a curated record. Bases 1 to 2157 code for a protein of 718 amino acids.